CCCGGCUCGGCGGAUUCAUGGCGCUCCGGCGGCUCGGUUCGGCUCGGCCCGCUCGCUUCCCCGCAUUGCGCACGCGCCGCGCACAGGUCGUGACACCAGGGCAGGGGGGCGCCGCUGCCAUGGCUCCUCACAGCCACCUCAACAGCCACCUCAACACAAACAACGGCACCGGAAAGCAGAACGGACUGGCUUGGAUCACACAGGAACAGAAGACGCAUCCCUCGCCAUGGCGUCGUCGAGCACGAUGAGCGCCUUUGCCAUCGACCAGAUGGCCCUCACCGUCCACGCCGCCGACGGCUUCCCCAUCGCAGCGCACCGCUUUGCGCCCACCUCGCACGCCUCGGCACGCGCCGUCGUCGUCAUCGUCAACGCCACGGGCGUGCAGGCGCGCUUCUACCACGACUGGGCCUGCUGGCUGGCAAUGCAGGGCGUCGCAGCCUACACGCUCGACUUUCGCUACAGCGGCAACUCCUUCCCAGCGGAGUACGCCGAGAGGCUGCAGGCGGCGCGCGGCGACGAAGACGCCUACGCCGAGAUCUUCGAGGAGGCUCUGCGCUCGGCGCCCGACGACAUUGGCCUCAUGCGCACGUGGUGUCGCGAGGACGUCGCAGCUGUCGCUCGUGCGGCGCAUGCCUCGUUCCCGAGCGUGCCCAUGACCUUCUUCGGCAACAGCCUCGGCGGGCAUCUCAUCACGCUGCUCGAGCCCGAGAUGCUGGCCGGCUUCGGCGUGCCCGUGCGCUUCGCCAGCGUCAACGGCGGCAAUGCGCACUGGCGCAACCACGACACGCCCGAGGAGUCGCGCUUCGGCUUCACCGAGGUCAUCAUCAAGCCGCUGCACGAGGAGCGCCUCUUCCGCGCCUCGUCGCUCGGCCUGGGCUUUGACAUCCCGUACGGCCCGGGCCUGGACUGGAUCGGAUGGUACACGCACCCUUGCUUCUCGCUCAACCAGCCCGAUGACGAGGCACGGGCAAAGGCAAAUGUGAAGCGCUUCAAGUUCCAGUACUUUAGCUUCUCGGAUGACGUGCGCAUCGGCCGGCAUAUGAUGCACCAGCACGUCUCACUCUUCUGCGGCGAUGACAAGCAGGUGUCGACGAUCUACAUCGACCCGACCAAGCUGGACCGGUGGCCCAUGCUCGGACACGUCACAUGCUUCCGGCCAACGGGUCCGCUCAAGUCAGUCACCGCACAGGAGGCCGUCGCUGGCGGGCCUGCAGACGGCGAGGCCGACGAGGCAGGGCGAGCCAUCCGCGGCGGCGAGGGCUACGAGCCCACCUCCCAGCCGGCAGCGCCGGAGGACGAGGAGCGGCAGCUCGGGCGCGAAGAGACGCUCUGGCCGCUCUGGCUCGACUACAUCCUCACCGGCGACUUCGACACGAGCGUCGGCGAGUACAAGCGCUGGGGCGACGCCGAUGCGCGCGACUGCAGCGCACUGAGGCGCGAGGAGGAGGAGGCGAGGAGGGUGGAGGAGAGGGAAGCGGCACAGCAGCAGGAACCUGCGGCACGAGCCAGACUGUAGACUGCGCCAUAGAUCCAUUUGCCAGCCUCGUUGGAGCAGAGCCUCAUGUGAUACGGCAAGACGUCUCUCUGAAGCUCUGCGCUGGCUGGAAGCGUCUCUCGAAA
Molecule: messenger RNA, 1620 nt
Organism: Tilletiopsis washingtonensis
Lineage: Eukaryota; Fungi; Basidiomycota; Exobasidiomycetes; Entylomatales
Exons: 5
Coding region: 227-1516 (429 amino acids)
Source: RefSeq, a predicted model, not a curated record